AUGGCUCCCGCCGCCGCUGCGCGGGGGGAGAGCUACCACGCCAAGGAGGCGCCAGCGCCCCUCCGCGACGGGCCCACCGGCGCGAGUCUCCUGGUCCUCCUCGCCGGCGUCUCCUCCGCCGUCACUGCCGCCGGCUCGGGCCUCCAGUGGGGGCCGCCGCCUUCCAUGCUCCGCGCCGCCUCGCCUACCGACAUCGCCGGAGACGGAGAGGGUGGAGCCGUAGCAGGGAGGCUACUCGCCGGUCUGAUCCAUUCCAGAGCUCCUCCAGCACUCCUCGCCCAGCUCGCCCGGCGGCUCCAGUCCGGCUCAGGCUCUUCAAGCAUCGCUCCCGCAACCCCCCACCAGGCCCUGGCCCCGCCGGCGAGGAUGGCUUCCGUCGCCGCUGCGCGCGGGGAGAGCUACCAGACGCCAGCGCUCGUCCAAGUCGACUCUACCGUCGCGACUCUACCGCUUCUUCUCGCCGGCGCCUCUGCUGCCAUCGCCAACGGAGAGGAAGGUGCUCUGCACAGCCGAGGGGCCUGCAACGGCGAGGGUGGAGGGCGGGUACUCGCCAGACUGCUCCACUCCGGAGCGCCUCAAUCACUGCUGGCGCGGCUUGCCGAGCUCUCCUGGCGGCUCAAGUCCGGGUCAUUGGUGGCCGGUACUGCCUCUGCCACCAUCACGGACCUGAUGCAAUCCUCAUCCAAGAUGGCAGGAGUGCACACACUGGGUAUUCAACAUGGAGCCAUGGCGGUCUGCAACUUUGAGACUUCAGCGAAGCAAGGGCAAGUGCACACAGAGGCUGGAAGAGUUGGGGCAGAGCAAGCCCGAGCACACACAUGGCAGAGCAAAGGAGGUGUUUAUGGGAUGCCACUACACUCACUCGGGCACCGCCUGAGUAUCUUGGUUGUGCCCGCUGCCAGUGGUGGUGCCCGCCGUGGAUACUGCACUGGAGGAGGCAACCACGAUGAGGUCACCAAGGAGUUGGUGUGUCUGGACAAAAGAGUCACCAUCCUGGAGAAGUUUCGUGCCAAUAUUCGCUUCCGUCUAUUUGUCUUAGGGGGCUUUCUGCUGACCACCGGCACAGUUGCAGUCAUUCACCGUGAAGAAAUCUACAAUAGAUGUGGCUUCGAACUUCAGAACUUUGCGAGGACCUUUGCCAGGGACUUUGCCAGGGACUUUGCCAGCUCACAGCUUGAGGAGCUAUACAACUCGUUCAAAUUGGAUAUUAGCUGGCCAAACAUCUCUGAAAAGGUGAAUUACUUGACCCGUGGGUAUCUAGGAAAGACAAAGGAGGAGCGGAUAAUCGAUGAACUGAAAAGGAAGGAGCAAGAGGCUCUUGCUGAGAAGAAAAAGAAAGAAGCACAAGAUCUCCUGAACCAAAGGAAAGAAGAAGAGAAACGGAGGAAGGAAGACUAUGAAAGAUUGGAAAGGGAAAGGUACGAGGUCUUCAGGAAGACCCGACCCAAAAAUGAGAUGUGGUUUAUGACCUAUCAGGCAUGGAGGCGUGCUGAAAGCAACCGGUUUCUUGCCAUGAGAGAUGACUAUCUUCACGAGUUGUUCACUGGAAGGAAACAGUGGAAUGAUGAGGCUUGGAUAGCCGAAAAAGAAAGAUUGCUCAGGUAUCAUCAGACCGACUCUACCCGGAAAAGACUAAGGGAAAACAACAAAAAGAUGGCGGAGAAGAGUAGUGAGGAGGAGGUUCUGCCCUGGAUCGGCUACGCAGUACACUACAUCUUUGGUGGUUAUCGGUGGAAGUAGAUGAUUAAAGCUUUGAUAGCAUGCCCCUUUCUAAACUAGCUUUCUUAAUCGCCCAUGAGAAGGAAUUUCCUGGAUGAUGUGUUAUAUGCAGCUGGAUUAUGGCCUGGUAGCUUUUGUGGAUACCAGUAUUUGGCGAGGUUAAACUUCCAAAAUGAUUUUGGUUGGAUCUGUCUACCUACCUAUAUAUGUUGUAGCAGGAAGAAUGGAAUUUGGUGAUGCCCUGCUUGCCUUGUUUGCUGCAUA
Molecule: messenger RNA, 1983 nt
Organism: Triticum dicoccoides
Lineage: Eukaryota; Viridiplantae; Streptophyta; Magnoliopsida; Poales; Poaceae
Exons: 2
Coding region: 1-1740 (579 amino acids)
Source: RefSeq, a predicted model, not a curated record